AUGCAUGGAAAUUGCCCCACUCUUUAUCACACUCAUCAGCACCAGACAUCACACAGUGAACUACCCAGCUGGACACGGGCUGCUGUUGGAAACUAUCAACAAACCAUGUUCACAAAUCUGCCAAUCAAAGCAACAUCACAAGGGACUGCCUCAGACUGA
Molecule: messenger RNA, 159 nt
Organism: Dentiscutata erythropus
Lineage: Eukaryota; Fungi; Glomeromycota; Glomeromycetes; Diversisporales; Gigasporaceae
Source: the annotation of a GenBank genome assembly